Elgaria multicarinata webbii is the source of this 963-nucleotide messenger RNA. RefSeq names its product olfactory receptor 14A16-like. The coding region runs from base 1 to 963 and encodes 320 amino acids. Gene Ontology annotation, cellular component: membrane. Gene Ontology annotation, molecular function: G protein-coupled receptor activity; olfactory receptor activity; odorant binding. The record is from RefSeq and is a predicted model, not a curated record. Gene Ontology annotation, biological process: G protein-coupled receptor signaling pathway. The transcript has a single exon. Lineage: Eukaryota; Metazoa; Chordata; Lepidosauria; Squamata; Anguidae.
AUGACGAACCAGUCAAGAGUGAGUGAAUUUCUUCUUCACGGAUUCUCUGAUACUCAGGAACGUCAGGUUUUUCAAACCAUCAUUUUUCUAAUAAUCUAUUUGGUGGCCCUCAUAGAAAACCUUCUCAUCAUCACAGUCAUCAUUUACAGCCACCAGCUCCAUACACCCAUGUACUUCUUUCUGGCCAACCUGUCAUUCCAAGACCUUGGCUCCAUAUCUACCACAGCUCCAAAAUCUGUAGCAAAUUCCUUGAUGAAUACAGAAGCCAUUUCUUAUUCUGGAUGUGUCUGCCAAGUUUUCUUCCUUGUGUUCUUUAUGAUAUCCCACUUGUUUCUCCUUGGUGGCAUGGCAUACGACCGCUAUGUUGCCAUCUGCAAGCCACUGCACUACGAGACUGUCAUGAACAAGAAAACCUGCAUCCAAAUGGCAACCAGUGCAUGGCUCAGUGGCCUUUUCUAUUCAACAUUGUAUGCUGGAAAUACAUUCACAGUGCAGUUCUGUUCCAAUAUAGUCAACCAGUUCUUUUGUGAAAUCCCACAACUAAUGAAGAUUUCUUGUUCUGACCCAUAUUUUCCAGACAUAUGGGUGAUGACCUUUGGUUCUUGCUUAGCUUGCAUUAAUUUUGCUCUCAUCACUUUUUCUUAUGUUCAGAUCUUCAGAGCUGUUCUAAAAAUCCCAUCCACACAGGGCAAGCAAAAAGUCUUUUCAACUUGUUUGCCACAUCUUAUUGUCGUCUCCCUGUUUUUGGUGAGUGGUACCUUUGCCUACUUAAAGCCAAUCUCCAGCUCACCAUCAGUGUUAGAUCUCUUGCUUUCUAUAUUGUACUGCAUAGUGCCACCAGUAAUGAACCCACUGAUCUAUAGCAUGAGGAACAAAGAACUCAAAAUGGCCUUUUGGAAGAUGAUUGUCAACAUUUUACCUCAUAUUUUGCACAAAAAACAUUCUCCUGCGAAUGUGUCAUAG